This is a messenger RNA of Ruditapes philippinarum (Manila clam), 5442 nucleotides long. RefSeq lists its product as uncharacterized. Gene Ontology annotation, molecular function: G protein-coupled receptor activity; protein binding. NCBI's taxonomy places the organism in Eukaryota, Metazoa, Mollusca, Bivalvia, Venerida, Veneridae. Bases 1 to 5442 code for a protein of 1813 amino acids. The transcript is spliced from 26 exons. Gene Ontology annotation, cellular component: membrane. Gene Ontology annotation, biological process: G protein-coupled receptor signaling pathway. The record is from RefSeq and is a predicted model, not a curated record.
AUGGAAACAAAAGAUUUAGGAAGCCAACUCUUCUUUUCAGGGCAACAAUAUGAUACUAUGAAAGAUGUGUUUUCUCCUGAAUCAGUUCAUGGUGAAUGGGGUUAUUGGUCAUCAUGGUCAAAUGAAUGCCACUGUGAUGGAUACCAGUAUAGACAUAGACUCUGUAAUAAUCCUGAGGAGAGAUUUAGCGGACGAAAAUGUCCAGGGGAGUCUACUUCAGGGCGACAGUGUUCACCUGUAAGCACAGCUUGUGAAGCUUUCGAGGAACCAGCCAUUCUAGACGUGUGUACUAAAAACAAUUCAGUGACAGACAUUGUCGGCCUAGAAAAUUGGUCCGAGUGGGGCGCUUGCUCAUCUGAGUGUGGAAAUGGAUUGAUGUCAAGAAUACGAACAUGCGCAACACCCGGUUCAAUAUAUUUUGACGAAAAUUGUCAGGAAGAUAUAGUUGAAACGCGACCAUGUAUCGGAAACAAGAAAUGUCUUGUGUGUUCAAAGAAGUUUCAAAAGUGCUACAGUGUGAUAUUAAAAGCAACCAACUGGAAUCAGGCACGGCUAGAGUGUUGGACAAGAAACAUGUCGCUAGUCACAAUGCUGUCGCUGUCAGAAAUGAGAUUCAUUAAAUACUUGUUGCGUGAACGAAGACGCGUAGACGUUCCUCCGACAAAAUAUUUUGAUGCUGAAUAUUAUGUUCACAUAGGGCUGAUCCCUGGCAAUUCACAGAACGAUAAAGCUAUGUGGGGAAACGGAAUAUAUGCAGCAUACUUUACAGCAUGGAAUUCAGAGAAAUCUUCAACGACCGGAAGUUGUACUCGUAUGAACUUUAAACUAUUCAAUGAUGAUAAAACGUGGGAGCGUGAGGAUUGUGACUUGAAAUUGGCGGAAUACAUUAUGUGUGAAAAAAAUCAGGACGGGCAAGACAGUGUUCCAGUCAAGUCGUUGACAACCUUUGUUGAUACUGAGCUGGCUGAUGUCCCCGAGCAGAUAUCAUCCGCGGAAUAUGACGGCAAUGUUAGUCUCACUAUUGCUGGAAAAAGCUGCAACAAUACAUUUUGCCGCUAUAAUUAUGCUAAGAAAGCAAUUGAUUGCGAACAGACCGACGGUUUUUGGAUAGAAUGUAAUGUUAAACUUCCUACAAAAGAGGAUUCCAGUGUUGUCUACAAGAAGUAUCUAGGCACUCUCAGCACAACAUUUUCUGGUAAAAUGUGCCAGCGAUGGGACCUUUUAUAUCCACAUAAGCAUUCGCUGCAUGGACCUGUGUUCAAGGGAGAAGGUAUUUCUGAUGCAGCUAAUUAUUGUAGAGAUCCGGGAGAUAUGGGUCAUCUUUGGUGUUUUACAACAAAUUCUGAGACACGAUGGGAACCUUGUUUGUUAAAUGAAAAUAAAGCAGAGCGUCAUUGUAUAAAUAAUGACAAGUAUACAGGACAGAGAAAUACAACAGUUACAGGAAAAUCAUGCCAAACUUGGGACCGAAUAAAAAAUAGUAACAAAGGCAUUGCAGACAAUGAUAUCGAUACGUCUUCUAACCUCUGUCGAGAUCCUUACAAUUACGGCUUCAAUUGGUGUUUUGUUGACGUUUCAACAGAGAGUGAUAAAUGGGAGCCUUGCGACACUGAAGAACUACAACAGCCAACGCAAAUUGGGGAAACAUUUUUUAAAACAACAGACAGUUACUUUCAUUGUGACAAUGGUAAAAUGUUUCCAAAAACGUUCAGAUGUGAUGGAAAACUUGACUGCGAAGACAUAUCUGAUGAAAUUGAUUGUUCGUAUUCGGUUCAUCCUAUGAUGAUUUUUGACAAUGGAGAAAAUGAUGAUAGAACGUUCGGUAAUGCAUCGUUUAAGGACGGGUCUUUCUUCAGAUGCAAGUCCAAUGAUUUGAUAUCAGUCAUUGCAAGAUGUGAUGAAGUGAUUGACUGUUUUGAUGCAUCAGAUGAAUUAGAUUGUAGAGAUGAAAAGGAAAGCAGAACUUGCUCUGACUACCAGUUUCAGUGUGACGAUGGUGACUGUAUACACAUCAGUCAAGUUUGUAAUUUUAAGGACGAUUGUAUCGACGGAUCGGACGAAUAUUGUGAAUUUGAACAAUGUUCGAUAUUGUCCGAAUAUCAAUGUGACAAUGGUCCAUGUAUUGCUUCGGAGCAUCGUUGUGAUGCCGUUCGACAUUGUACAGAUGGAUCUGACGAGAAGGCUUGUGAUGAAUGCCAACCAGGAGUAGCUUUCCAUUGUGAUUUUGGAAAAUGUUUACCGUUGAGGUUAACAUGUGACGAGUAUCAGCAUUGUGAAGAUGGAACAGACGAAUUAAAUUGUGACAACAAGGUGUUUGAUUCGUGCCAAGAUGUAUGGGAAGCUGGGUAUAGAAAAUCUGGAUAUUAUCAUAUAUUAGAUAAUCAGCAACAGCUCGAGUGCUUGUUUGAUCAGAUAGAAACCGAUAUUAUUAGAACUGUGUUCCAUUUCGAUUUAAAAUUUGUGUCAGUAGACCUUGGUAGUUUCCUGUUAGUGGAUUUUCAAAUGUUACGUAUCUAUAAUAACCCAGAAACUGAGGAAGAGAACGUGUUAAAUUCUGUGAUAUAUAAUGGAGAUAAAACGAGCUGUAUUCAACAGAUUACAAAAUCUUGUCCACCACCAGUUGAAAGUAUUACAAGACUGAAUGAGUCAUAUAGAUAUUGUCCAUGUUCAGUUUUUAAUUAUGACAUGGCAUUGAAUUCAAGAAAUGCACCAUUGCUCAGUGCAGAAAAAUGUUAUACCGUUGCCAAAGAGAAUUGGACAAUAUAUCCGGAAAAUCCAGUUUCAAAUGGAACGAGUGUGAGUCUUACUCUAAGUGUAAAAAUUAGUAAUCGGGCAAUAUUGACAACAUACAGGAAAACCUACUUACAGCUGAUUGUUUCAUCCUCAAUAUGUACACAUGAUUACCAGGCGAAGGACGAUGAUUUCGUUUGUGAUAUAAAUGGGAAACGUAUUCCAAAUAUAAUGAGAUGUAUAUAUGACAUGGACGUAAACGGUUUUACUCUCGGUUGCAGAGAUGGAAGUCAUCUGAAAGAUUGUGAGAAAUAUGAAUGUCCACACGAUAUGGUCAAAUGUCCGAAGAGCUACUGUAUUCCACAGCGGUUUAUAUGUGACGGGAUCUUGCAGUGUCCUGGAGGUGAAGAUGAAGAUUCAUGUGGUUGUAAUCCGUCAAGAAAUGAAAUACUUAUAAUUUAUGAUGAGGAAACUUCUGAAGGACCAGAUAUUAUACAGUUUGCUUACCAAUUUUCUACGCCAACUAAUAUUGUUCGAGUUUUGAGUUAUAAAGCCUCUACACCUCUUCAAGGUUACGGAAUCAAUAACAUUCUGAUUGACGUUCAAGAUAAAGAAAUACACAGAGUUCAAAAUAUUGAAAAUGAGUUUCAGUGCCGUUACAAAAUAAUGGCAAAUCGUCUUCUUGAUUCAAUUCGAUAUACAAAUGAUGGUCCGAAAGGUGUUAUUCUAAUUGAAACUAAUGGUGCGGCAGAAAGUGUUUUUAACGACAUCAUAAAAAGCAAGGCUGCAUUAGAAACACACAUAAAUAUAUAUAGGGUGAAAGAGAGGUUCAAUGUUUCCACUUCUGCAGAAGUUUUAAGCCAAGGUGCAAAGGUUACGGACAUAAAUGUAAGAAGAUGGAAACAUCUAAACGGAAUUGGUGCCGACCGUUUCAGUGAGCUAUGUAAAGUGACAACAAAAGUUUAUUGUCCAAAUGGUUACAAAUGUGCAUCGAGUCGAUCAUGCAUAACUUUGGAUCAAGUAUGUGAUGGUUUUGCACAUUGUUUGCAUGGUGAAGACGAAGAUCUCUGCAAUUUUCAAUGCCCAUUUAACUGUUCAUGUACUGGAUAUGUUGCCAAUUGUAGAAAUUCUUACUUUAAUUUGUCUAUGUUGUCAUCAGUAUCAACAAAUACGCGCUUACUUGAUUUAAGUUUUAAUGAUGGACUCAAUACCAUUUUAGAGGAUUCUAAUCUAAAUAUCAUGAGAUUGUCUGUCUUGAAUAUUUCAUAUUGUAGCAUUAAGCGUGUAAAUAUUUUUGCCUUUGGACAAAUCAGGAACCUUCGUUCGUUGGACAUAAGUUUUAACCUACUUACUGUGCUGUCCAACUAUGUCUUUUAUAAUCUUAAACAACUAAAAGUUCUAAACAUUCGAGGUAAUUCUUAUCUAUCAGUGAUUGAGAUGCAUGCCUUUGCUGGGUUGGGAAAUGUACAGGAAUUAAAUUUAGCCAAUGCAAAACUGGAAAAGAUUUCUGCGGACACGUUUUCUAGGAUGACUCUCAAAAGCGUGGAUUUGUCAAACAACAAGCUCAGUGAAUUAGGAAGCUUUGCAUUUCGGGACUCGUCUAUAAAAUACAUUAAUUUCAAAGAUAAUGAUGUCAAAACAUUCCACAAGGAUAUAUUCACUGGACUUAUUGGUUUAGAAAAACUCGAUACACCGGAGUUCAAAUUUUGUUGCAUAAGACCGAACUAUGUUAAAGAAGAAAACUGCUAUCCCCAGAAAGACGAGUUUUCAUCCUGCGAUGACCUCAUGAGACAUUCUGUGCUCCAGUUUUUGAUAUGGUUAAUUGGAAUAACAGCGUUUCUUGGGAAUAUUCUGACCAUUUUAUAUAGGCUAAAAUAUGAUAGAAAGAGGUUGAAAUUGGGUUUUGGCAUAUUUGUUACAAACCUGGCGGUUGCUGAUUUCUUAAUGGCUGUCUACUUGAUUAUUAUAGCCGUUGCUGAUUCUGCUUUUCGAAAAAGAUACAUAUUUAUGGACGACUACUGGAGACACAGUUUUUGGUGCAACCUUGCAGGGAUACUAUCUACCGUUUCCUCAGAAGCAAGUGUGUUAUUUCUUUGUCUCAUUACAUUGGAUAGACUAUUGGUCAUCAAAUUCCCCUUUGGACGAGCCAAAUUGUCAAAGGACAGAGCUGUUGCAUGUGCGAUCUUUACGUGGUUGUUUUCUGUUAUUGCCGCCAUAUUUCCAGUUGCGUAUGAAGGUUACUUCAAAAACGAAUUUUACUCGAAGUCAGGCGUUUGUAUCGCCCUACCUUUAACAAGGGAUCGUCCACCAGGAUGGGUUUACUCAUUGUCGGUCUUUGUUUGCCUGAAUUUCUUCACAUUUGUUUUAGUUGCGGUUGGACAACUAUCGAUUUUUAUUGAAAUUCGCAAAUCUUCUGGCAUUGCAACAACUGUUCAGACUGCAAGGAAGCGUGAUCUAAAAGUUGCAAGGAAUCUUCUCUUGGUUGUAGCAACCGAUUUUAUGUGCUGGUUUCCAAUUGGAGUUAUGGCUAUGUUUGCACUGUCGGGUCACGUAAUUUCCGGGGAGGUGUACGCAUGGGCAGCCGUAUUUAUACUUCCUGUCAAUUCAGCUCUUAAUCCCAUUUUGUACACUUUGAGUGCAAUUAUUGGCGGACAAAGAUUUAAUCCAAGUACAGAAGAACAAUCAUUUAAACAGAUGACUGAAGGUUUGUAA